AUGCCGCGUCGUAGUUCGAAUAAAAGUGAUAGCCCCGUUCCUAGGCGUCAGAGUGCACGUAUUGCUGCAGCUAGCGCGAAUAAGACACCUACGCCUUCGCCAGUCAAGAAAACCCGUCGAUCUUCAAAGAGAGCUUCGGGAAGUAAGGUGGAGAACGCUGAGGACAGAGUUGAUCAUAAUGGAACUGAGAUUAUUUACAAAGAUGCUUCACUUCCGGAACCAGUUGAAAAGAAGCAGAAACUUGAUGGUGAAACUACUGAUUUAUCCGGAAAGCAGGUCGGAAGUGCUCAGGAAUCGGGAAAAAAGGAGGAAUUAUCACCAAAGGACUGUGAGGCAUCAAAGGUGGAUUUUGAAGCCGCGCGAGAGGCUGGUUUCGAGGUUGUAGAAAAGUCGAGUGUACCUCAGUCAGAUAGUGAAGAAGUUAGAUCAGCCAUUUCUGCUCAAGGUGAAGAUGGCCAAUUGCUCGUUAAUUAUGUUCAAGUCUCGAAAGAUGAUGUUCCAGCCGCCGUUCCAGAAAAUAACACUCCUACGUCAGGGGACAAGCCCCCUGCAAAUGGUACCGACACCGUGGACCUGUGCAAGGGUGAUACAGUUGUCAUUGAACCCGCUGGCGAGCAACUCACCGCCGUAGACCCCGAGCAGAAGACCGAGGAAGUUGCAGCUGACAAACCUCCCGCAGCAGAAGGAAUAUCUCAAUAG
Hydatigera taeniaeformis is the source of this 699-nucleotide messenger RNA. The record is from the annotation of a GenBank genome assembly. NCBI's taxonomy places the organism in Eukaryota, Metazoa, Platyhelminthes, Cestoda, Cyclophyllidea, Taeniidae.